Messenger RNA from Diaporthe amygdali, 1614 nucleotides. RefSeq lists its product as uncharacterized. The coding region runs from base 1 to 1614 and encodes 537 amino acids. Gene Ontology annotation, molecular function: calcium ion binding; alpha-amylase activity. The transcript is spliced from 3 exons. The record is from RefSeq and is a predicted model, not a curated record. Gene Ontology annotation, biological process: carbohydrate catabolic process. Lineage: Eukaryota; Fungi; Ascomycota; Sordariomycetes; Diaporthales; Diaporthaceae.
AUGCGUGCUGUUUCGCUCGCUUUGACAACGGCUACGGCCCUUCUCAGCGUCUCUGACGCUGCUUCUUUGGAACAAUGGAAGUCGCGCUCCAUCUACCAGGUCGUCGUCGACCGUUUCGCCAGAACCGAUGGAUCAACCACAGCGGCCUGCGAUGAACUUUAUCUCUUCUGUAACGGCACAUGGACUGGUCUUAUCAACGGUCUGGAUUACAUCCACGACAUGGGCUUCACUGCCGUACAGAUCAGCCCCGUCGUAAAGAACAUCGAGGAUGACACCGCUGUGGGUGAGGCGUACCAUGGCUAUUACUCACAGGAUCUUUACGCCAUCAACGAGCACUUUGGCACGGCCGACGAGCUCAAGAAGCUCGCCGAUGAGCUCCACAACCGUGAUAUGUACCUCCUAGUUGAUGUUGUCGUCAACAACAUGGCCCAAAAGUUCAACAACACCAUCCCGCCCGACGUCGACUACUCUGUUUUUGAGCCCUUUGACAACCAAGACUACUUCCACCCGUACUGCAACGUCACCGAGUGGACCAACGCGACAAAUUACCAGGACUGCUGGCUCUACCCCUAUGGCGUCGCGCUGGCUGACUUGAAGACCGAGGACGAGAAGGUCGUCGAAAUGUUCAGCUCCUGGAUCGAGGAGCUCGUUGCCAACUACUCAAUUGACGGCCUGCGUAUCGACGCUGCCAAGCACGUCGACCCGGAAUUCUUGCCAACUUUCGUGGCCAGCUCUGGUAUCUUUGCCCUUGGUGAGGUUCUCACUGGUGAGCCCGAGGACUUCUGCCCGUACCAGACCCAAGGCUACCUGCCCGGCAUGCCCAACUAUUUGGAGUACUACCCCAUCAUCGACGCCUUCAACGACGGAUCCAUGAGCGCGAUUGACACGAUGCGUGAGCGCGCUCGUGGAGCUUGCAAUGACACUCUGGCUCUCGGCUCUUUCGUUGAGAACCACGAUAUGCCUCGUUUUGCUCACUACAACUCUGAUAUGGCGAUCGCCAAGAACGCCAUGGCCUACAUCAUCCUCAACGACGGCAUGCCCCUAGUCUACCAAGGCCAAGAACAGCACUACUCCGGCGGCGACACACCCCAAAACCGUGAGGCCAUCUGGCUGUCGGGCUUCAACACCUCGGCCGAGCUGUACAUCACGGCUCAGAAGCUCAACAAGGUCCGCAACACGCUGAUCGGGCUGACCAACACCUCCGACUCGACCUACGUCGACUCCAAGGCCCAGACGCUCAUGACCAACGACAACCACCUGUGCCAGGUCAAGGGCCCUGAGGGCUACCAGAUUGUCAGCUGCAUCGUCAACCACUCGUCCUCGGGCCCGUCCUACGAGCUGUCCAUCGGCGGCUUCACCGCCGGCGACCAGGUCGUCGAGCUGCUGAGCUGCGGCACCAGCACCGCCGACGACACCGGCAACGUCACCAUGUACAUGAACCGCGGCGAGCCCAAGGCCUACGUCCUGCAGAGCCUGCUGUCUGAGAUGCCCGGCUUGUGCAACACCACCACGGACGCCAAGACCGCCUCGGAGGAAGGUGCCGCCGCCGGCAUGAAGAGCAGCCUUGCUGUGGUCUUCACCGUUGCCGUCGCAUCUGUCAUGAUGCUGCUGUAG